AUGUCUCGGUAUGGUUUCUCACGCGGAGGUCUGUCGCCCUUCAGUUCGACUCUUGGCGCAGACGGCGUGCCCGAUGUGACCGAACAUUACACCUACAUCACCUCCGCCGAUUUGGAAGACCACGACCUCGACAUUCCCCAGCCACAGUACAGUCCCCGCACACAUAUCAUCGAUGCAUACUCACAUUCGGCGCCUUCUCCGGCUUAUAGCCGACAUGUUCCCGAGGACGAUGUCAUGCUGAUCAAGCACCAAGGCGUCACGUAUCCGGAGCACUUCCCUGCCUACUCCAUUGGUGACGGGCAGCUGUUGGUUCGCGACGUGCGGGACCGCGUCAAGAUCAUUAUGAACCUAGACGAUCGAGCAGCGAAACGCGUGAAACUGUAUUACAAGGGGCGCCGGCUCAGGAAUCCAGACCGGCCGGUCCGUGAGUAUGGUGUCAAGAACAACAGCGAGGUCCUCAUGAUUCUCGAGGAAUCUGGCCUCGGGAGCAGCAGCGACAGCAGCGAAGAAAUCGUGGUCGUCGGCGGCCAACGCGAGAAGCGUUCGCCCAGAGUUGGAAGAAGUGGCGGGCGGGAUGAAAGGAGCCCCCGAGACAGCGGCUCGCAGGUUGGGCUCGAUGUUCCGACGGACGGGCACAGCAGAAGGGCCACAUCAAGAGUACGAACCCAGUCACCUUCAGGAUCGAAUGUUUCGGUAGCUACUGCCCCGGCAGGUAUCCCUGGUGGUCCUAUCGAGAAGUUGAACAACAUCGCAGCACACUUCCGCUCGAACUUGCUGCCAAAAUGCACCGAUUUCGUGGAUGGACCACCCCGAGACCCCAAGAAGCGCGAAGAUGAGCAUCGAAAGCUGGCCGAAACAGUCAUGCAACAGGUGCUGUUGAAGCUCGAUGAGGUUGAUAUCUCGAAAGAGGAGGGGGCGCGUGCAUGGAGGAAGGAGUUGGUGAAGCAGGUCCAGGCGACGUUGAAAGAGCUCGAUGAUGCCAAGCGAUGA
Molecule: messenger RNA, 990 nt
Organism: Canariomyces notabilis
Lineage: Eukaryota; Fungi; Ascomycota; Sordariomycetes; Sordariales; Chaetomiaceae
Exons: 2
Coding region: 1-990 (329 amino acids)
Molecular function (GO): protein-folding chaperone binding
Source: RefSeq, a predicted model, not a curated record